Messenger RNA from Meloidogyne enterolobii, 1561 nucleotides. The record is from the annotation of a GenBank genome assembly. NCBI's taxonomy places the organism in Eukaryota, Metazoa, Nematoda, Chromadorea, Rhabditida, Meloidogynidae.
UUUAAAUUUAGUAAAUCUUAAAAAAAUGUCUACAACUAAUAAUGAUAAAAAGAGAAAAACUACAACUUCAUCCUCCGCUCCGAAAAGACAAAAUUUAAUGCAACAGUCACCAAUCCCAUACACACCUUAUAGAGAACCAAGACCAGCUAAUCAACAACUUAUUUCUCAAAAUACAUUGCCAAUGCCACAACCAAUUACACCAAAUUCAACCCAAGUAAUUAAUGCAGGAAAUAUACAGACUACUCCAAAUAUACAACAACAACAACAAGACCAACCAAGUGUCACAGAAGAACAGGCUUUGCUUAAAGAAAUAGCUGAGAAAAGAAAGGCAAGAGCUACAAAGACCAAACCAGAGAAUAUUCAUCUGAUCAAACCGUUUGAUGAAAUAUCCAAAUGUACAAAUGCGGAUCUAUUAUUUUUGAAUUGGUCAAAGGACCAUAUUUUUGAAGAACUGGUUGGUAUUGUGUGUUAUGUUAAAAGAGGCUUAACGAGCAAGAAUAAGUGGGACCGUACCGACAUUUUAAUCCAGGUUGGAAAACCCGAUGAGCGUGAGAAAGUGGCUGUUUUUGGAUGGGGAGCACAAGCAGCGGUACUCGAAGGAGCUGAAUUAAAUAAACUGUGUGGAAUGGUUAGAGAACAAGGAUUUACUUGUGGGAUAGAACUAAAUCUUAAAAAAAUGUCUACAACUAAUAAUGAUAAAAAGAGAAAAACUACAACUUCAUCCUCCGCUCCGAAAAGACAAAAUUUAAUGCAACAGUCACCAAUCCCAUACACACCUUAUAGAGAACCAAGACCAGCUAAUCAACAACUUAUUUCUCAAAAUACAUUGCCAAUGCCACAACCAAUUACACCAAAUUCAACCCAAGUAAUUAAUGCAGGAAAUAUACAGACUACUCCAAAUAUACAACAACAACAACAAGACCAACCAAGUGUCACAGAAGAACAGGCUUUGCUUAAAGAAAUAGCUGAGAAAAGAAAGGCAAGAGCUACAAAGACCAAACCAGAGAAUAUUCAUCUGAUCAAACCGUUUGAUGAAAUAUCCAAAUGUACAAAUGCGGAUCUAUUAUUUUUGAAUUGGUCAAAGGACCAUAUUUUUGAAGAACUGGUUGGUAUUGUGUGUUAUGUUAAAAGAGGCUUAACGAGCAAGAAUAAGUGGGACCGUACCGACAUUUUAAUCCAGGUUGGAAAACCCGAUGAGCGUGAGAAAGUGGCUGUUUUUGGAUGGGGAGCACAAGCAGCGGUACUCGAAGGAGCUGAAUUAAAUAAAUUCAUUCGAUUGACCAACAUGAUAGUUGUUCCUGAAGACAUCGGAAAAAGAGACACAUGGAAUGGAUCGAUAGAAUUUAAAUUAAAAUUUACAAGAAGCUCAACUUUAACAAUUGUCGAACAAGGGCAAAGUGCGGUGUCUGAGCAGAAUACAAAUAUGAUAGAGGAAGGUCCUUCAACAUCUGCAACAAUUCAAAAUCCGCAUGUUGGUAAUGUUCAGAACUAUUCUUAUGCCAGCAAUGCAACUUCUGCUGUAGAAAGAGAUGUUGAAUAUGUGAGUAUUUAUAAAUCAUAA